AUGCUGGAAAAUUGAUGACAGGUUUGGGACAAGUACAGUUGAAGUUGGGGGAUUUGAGAAGUGCACAGUCAAACUUCGAUAAGGUUUUGGAGAUUUACCCUGAUAAUUGUGAGACAUUGAAAGCUCUUGGGCACAUAUACGUUCAGCUUGGCCAGACUGAGAAGGCCCAGGAAUUUAUGAGGAAGGCUACCAAAAUUGACCCACGUGAUUCUCAGGCAUUUUUUGAGCUGGGGGAAUUGUUAAUUUCAUCUGACACAGGAGCAGCUCUGGAUGCCUUCAAAACUGCUCGCAGUCUUUUGAAAAAGGGAGGUCAAGAAGUACCAAUUGAAUUGCUUAACAAUAUUGGAGUUCAUCAUUUUGAAAGGGGAGAGUUUGAGCUUGCUGAACAAUCUUUCAAGGAGGCUCUAGGUGAUGGAGUUUGGCUUCCUUUCAUUGAGGGUAGUGACAAGUUCCAAGAGAUUGAUGCUAGUGCAUCUGUUCUUCAAUACAAGGACAGGCAAUUAUUUCAUCGACUUGAAGAUAGUGGUCGCCAUGUGGAACUACCUUGGAAUAAAGUCACACCGCUAUUUAAUCUUGCCAGAUUACAAGAGCAGUUACACAAUGCUGAAACUGCAAGCAUUUUGUACCGACUAAUCUUAUAUAAGUAUCCAGACUAUGUUGAUGCUUAUCUGAGACUUGCUGCCAUUGCAAAAGCACGAAACAAUGUUCAAUUAAGCAUCGAACUGGAGAGGACAAUACAGAUUCAAUUCUAAAUACACUCCUUACAUACUCGACUCUUGAAACAUCUCCUCAAGAACAGCAACAUAUUGAUUCUGAUAAUUACUCUUUGGAUUGUGAUGGGAGCUUUCUGGAUGGUUUCUCUGAUGUUGACAGUUGGUCUGACAAUGAGGAAAUCACAAAUACCGUGUUUGAUGAGGAUAAUAAAUUGUCAUCCUUAAUGAGUAUGGGGUACACAAGAGAUGAGGCUUCAAUAGCAAUGGAGAGAUGUGGU
Molecule: messenger RNA, 991 nt
Organism: Quercus lobata
Lineage: Eukaryota; Viridiplantae; Streptophyta; Magnoliopsida; Fagales; Fagaceae
Product: protein CTR9 homolog
Exons: 9
Coding region: 15-752 (245 amino acids)
Biological process (GO): transcription elongation by RNA polymerase II; regulation of DNA-templated transcription
Cellular component (GO): Cdc73/Paf1 complex
Molecular function (GO): RNA polymerase II complex binding
Source: RefSeq, a predicted model, not a curated record